Molecule: messenger RNA, 484 nt
Organism: Protobothrops mucrosquamatus (brown spotted pit viper)
Lineage: Eukaryota; Metazoa; Chordata; Lepidosauria; Squamata; Viperidae
Product: complement factor H-related protein 1-like
Exons: 3
Coding region: 1-471 (156 amino acids)
Source: RefSeq, a predicted model, not a curated record
AUGUUUAAAACAUUCUUUGUGUGUAUACACUAUAAUAUUUGUAAUCAUGAGCAGUGUUGCUCAAUAGAUUCUGUAUGUAUUAUAGAUAUUGGGGGGAAAUGUGGACGCCCACCUCUUGUGGAGAAUGGAGACAUCACGGACUCACCUAAGGCAAACUAUUUCCAGUCUGAAAGUGUAACUUAUCAGUGCCAAAAUCUCUAUACAAUGGAAGGUUCUCCCAGAGUGACUUGUCAAAAUGGUCAUUGGUCACAAACACCAACAUGUAGAGGUGCUUGUACAGCAAGUGAAGAAGAUAUGAGAGAACACAAUAUAAAGCUGAAGUGGGCCAAUGGGAAUAAAAUAUAUUCUGCAGAUGGAAAUAUCGUUGAAUUUCAAUGUAUAAGACGCCAUAAACUACAUCCAAAUUCCAGAUCAUUAAGAGUUAAUUGUGUGAAUGGGAAAUUUGACUAUCCGUAUUGCAUUCCUAUCUAAGUAAAUGAACAAC